AAAACGCAAGAGACCCCCCCCGUCUCCUUUUCCGCUGAAACCCUAACGCUAAAACCCUAAUCCUCGUUCCGUUUCUCUCUCCCGCGCCUCUCCUCCCUCUCGAUCUCAUAGGCAUCAAGCGACUAAUUUUGACCUAGGAUGGGGGCGAAGGCGAAGAAGGUUUUGAAGAAGAAUCUGAAGAAAGCUUCUGCUCAGCUCACGCUUUCUCGUCGCAAGAACGAAUCUUCUGCCGAUUUUUUGCCUUUCGAAGGGGGUCUGGGGAGGGAACUAGUGGAAAAGGAGGAGCCGAAGAAAGAUACUGCGACGGUUUUGUACAUCGGGCACAUUCCUCAUGGGUUUUAUGAGGAACAGAUGGAAGGAUUCUUUAAGCAGUUUGGGAAAAUUAAGAGAUUGAGACUUGCUCGAAACAGGAAGACAGGAAAAUCCAAGCACUAUGGAUUUCUUGAAUUUGAAAACCCUGAGGUAGCCAAGGUCGUGGCUGAGGAGAUGAACAAUUACUUACUGUUUGAGCACACCCUUCAAAUUCAUCCUGUUCCACCAGAGCGCGUUCAUCCAAAGCUGUGGAGAGGAGUAAGUAGGAGAUUUAUACCAUUGAAUUGGAAGGAAAUUUCACGAAAGCAGCAUAACAAGGAAAGAACAGCAGAAGAGCACCAAAAGAUGGUUCGAGGAAUUCUAAAGCGAGAUGAGAAGCGGCGCAAACGAAUUAAAGAUGCUGGAAUUGAUUAUGAAUGCCCAGAACUUGUGGGUCUUCAACCUACGGCGAAGAAAAUCAAGUUCGAUGAAGAAGAGGACUAGUUAGUUAGUGUUAGAGUAAUGAAGUAAUAUCUCUCUUUGAAGCAACGACGGAACAGAUUUGAUCCAAUCCUACUUCUAAAUUACCCGUUGCUCGUGAUCUUUUCUUUCCUUUACAGUUUCCUCUUGCAAUGUUGUAAGAACAGGUUUAUGCGGAAAGUGAAAGCAUAAUGAAGGGAUGAACCCAUCUUUUUGUUUGUUUUUACCCUUUUUAAUUCAAACUUGGAUGAUAAUAAUAGUUUAUUUUUAGAGAAUUUAAUCUUUCUUUCGA
Molecule: messenger RNA, 1063 nt
Organism: Ananas comosus (pineapple)
Lineage: Eukaryota; Viridiplantae; Streptophyta; Magnoliopsida; Poales; Bromeliaceae
Product: MKI67 FHA domain-interacting nucleolar phosphoprotein-like
Exons: 9
Coding region: 139-795 (218 amino acids)
Biological process (GO): maturation of LSU-rRNA from tricistronic rRNA transcript (SSU-rRNA, 5.8S rRNA, LSU-rRNA)
Cellular component (GO): nucleolus
Molecular function (GO): RNA binding
Source: RefSeq, a predicted model, not a curated record